Messenger RNA from Cyanistes caeruleus (blue tit), 925 nucleotides. The record is from RefSeq and is a predicted model, not a curated record. Lineage: Eukaryota; Metazoa; Chordata; Aves; Passeriformes; Paridae.
CUCUGCAGAUGACUUCACACAUUCAGAGAGCAGGAAGGAAGCCGAGCUGCUCUCGCUUCGCUUUCUGUGGGGCAGCUCCAAAUUCGACCUCAUUAACUCAGGAGGGCUCAGAGGGACCCGAAAAUGACCCCCCAAACCCCCCCUGAGCCCCCCAAAUGCUGCUGCUUCAACAUCAAGACAGCGACGGUCACCCUGGGGAUCUUCCACAUGGUCAUGAGCGUCCUGCUGCUGAUCGAGUAUUCCCUGGAGGUGGCCAACGGGAAGGGCUUCUGCAAAGACCUGGACAAGGAUUCCUACAGAAUUGGUGGGUCCUGGGAAUGCUGGCAGGGAUCCCCCAGUGCUGCACUGCUCCCUCUGCCUUCUCCACCAAAGAAUUUGGAGUUGUGGGUGAUAAGCUCAGGAGGGAGUUUAGGCUCUGUUUGGGGUUUGUCUGUGCCAGUCCUGGAGUCGCUGCCAGCAGAGGAAUACGCCAAAGUGAUGAUCACCUUCACCAUCGCCUUCGUGGCCGUGCUCGUCCUCAAGGCCUACAUGUUCCAGUGUGUCCUGAGCUGCUUUAAGUACAUCAAAGCCAGCAGGAGGGAGGAGGUGAAGGCAGAGCCACAGGCAGUGGAAAAGGCCGUGCUGCCGUCCUAUGAAGAAGCCCUGGAAUUGCCUUCCAAGGAUUCCCUCCCUCCCUACAUGUCCGUCUGAGCCCAGCCCAGGGGAGAGGCGGCACUGGCUGCUGCUGUGCCUCUCCCCUCCUGGCAGAGCCCAGUCCCUGCUCCAGAGCAGUUCCCAGCUUUUUCCAGACCCUGCCAGGGAACUGCUGGGGUCUUGUCCUGCUCUGGCAUCUCCAUUUCCCAUCUCUGGUUCCCAUCCCUGGGAGCUGGGAUUUGGCUGCUGAGGAUGCUGAGGAUGAUGAGGAUGAUGAGGAUGCUGAGGAUGA